AGUAAAAACAGAAACUACAUUCUGCAACCUAACAGCAAAUAGUGUAAUGAUUUAUGGGCGACACCUAGCUUUACUAUUUCGAACGGAGAGCUCGAGAAAGGCCUUUAAUGUCGCCAGGUAGAAGAAUCCGGCCAUUCUUAUCCUUGAAUCACAGAAUUCUGUAUUUAGCGAGAGGGCGAAGAGGGGGAGAAGAAGUUCAGGUUCGCCGCAGUGGCUUCCGAACUGGCGCAGCACCUGCGCAGUCGGUGGCUUAGGGUUCACUUCACAGGAUUGGUGUUAUACUUCUUUUUAUUUUCGUUUCUUUCUCUGGAUCUACUUGUUUCUAGGGGAGGAACCUGAUCGAGUUAUCCAGGGACAAACCCCAAUUUCAAAGUUAUGAUUUUUUUUUCCCUUAAUUGGGAGAGAUAAUAGGUUUUCUUUUUUCUACAACUGAUUGUGAUAGUUGAGGAUUUCGCCAUUUGAGUUCGGAGGUGAAUUUCGAUGGCGAGUUUGGGUUCGUUUCUAAGAUCAAACAGCAGCAGUAGGACAGCAGCAUUCGUGUUUAACGAAUUGGGAGGGGUUGAUGGUGGUUCUGUGGGUGAGAUAGCUUCUAUUCAGACGGAUAUGGACAAUCUGACUGUUUCCAAAAGAUUGGCAAGAAAUAUAAGCCAGAAAUUGAAGAAGAAGAAGAAGAAGAAAUGUAGUGAGAGCUUUGAAGAUGUGGAGAGCGAUGAUGGGCUGGUUUCUUUCUCUGGAUGCCUAAGCUCCUAUGUGAAGAGUACUGGAUGCAAAGUUGGAGCUUGUGAGGAUUUGGACAUAAACUGUAGAGGGAGAUUGAUUUCUGCGGACGACUGCAAGCCUGGAAAGAGUAUAGUGGAGAAUGCCAUUGCUUUACCAGAGAAGUUUUGGAGAAAGGGUUCUAGGAAGGAUAAAGGAAUUGAGCAGCGCCCAUUAAGCUUUCCUCCCAUGAAUUCCUUACCAGAUGAUCUGUUGGAGAUGAUUCUAGUUAUGCUUCCAUGGACGUCUCUAAUAGCUGCUCGUAGGGUCUGCCGGAAAUGGAGAUGCAUAAUUGGCAAAACCCAUUUUAUGCAAAGGAGAUCUGAGGGAUCUUAUCAAAGACCAUGCUUGUUCUUAUUUGGCAUUACAAGAAACGGAUUUAACGGAGGUGAGAUACAUGCUUUGGAUGUCUCUUUUGAUCGAUGGCAUCGAAGUAGCCACAAUGCAUUGAAGAAUUGCUCCUUGUUUUCUGUUGCGAGUAUUGGGACUGAAGUUUACAUUGUUGGUGGUUGUUCAUCCUUUGUUGCUUCCUCUUCUUCAUUGGAAAGGAGUUCAAAGAAGACUCUUAAAGAGGUUUUGGUCUUUAGCCCUAUCAAAGGCUCAUUUCAUGAAGCUGCUCCAAUGAAAGAAGCAAGAUCUGAACCUAUUCUUGGAGUUUUUGAAGUCACUUCAAGUUGCAACAUUUUUCAUAGCCAGAUUCAAAGGCAUUGUCGAACACAGACGAAGUCACACGCAGGUGGAAAUUCAGAUGUAUAUGAGGACCCCCAUAGAUUAUCUCUACGGCGCCAAUUAAGGGAUGCUUUCCAAGAGACGGAGAACUUAUUGCAGCCCAACAGAAAGCUUACUUAUUCUACUAAACAGAGAAACAUUCAAUCCAAAUUUGCUCUGAUAUCUGUGGGUGGCCAUGGUUCUUGGGAUGAGCCUCUUGAUUCUGGAGAAAUUUAUGAUCCUAUUACUAACAGAUGGGUAGAGAUUGCUCGACUACCUGCAUCCUUUGGGCCUGUUUGCUCUGGCACUGUCUGCAAUUGUAUGUUCUAUGUCUAUUCUGAAACAGACAAACUUGCAGGAUUUGAUCUUGAGAAGGGCUGUUGGAUGAUGAUACAAGUUCACCGUCCUCCUCCACGGCUUCCGGAUUAUUACCCUAAGCUUGUGUCUUGUCGGACUCGAUUGUUUAUGUUGUGUGUCUCCUGGUGCGACUAUGAUGGCCUGCUUAAUAGGAGGGAGAAAGCUGUAAGAAAGAUGUGGGAGUUAGAUCUGAAGUCUCAUUCAUGGAGUGAGGUCUCUAGGCACCCAGAUGCUCCCAUGGACUGGAAUGCUUCAUUUUUUGCAGAUCAAAACAAGAUUUAUGGUGUUGAAAUGUUCAGAAUAUUUGGUCAAGUUUUGGACUUUGUCACUGCUUGCAAUGUUUCUGACUCUGAAAUCAAGUGGAAUAGAAUUUCCAGGAAACAUGCAGCCCAUGAAGCUGAUGCUUCUUCAUGUAUUACAAAGUCAAUGCUGGUGGUGAAUCUCUGAGGUCAACCCAAGUAGCCAACGAAAGCUAUUGAUGUCAUUUUCUGCAUUGAAAUUUAUCUUCUCGUAUGACUUCUUGUUGUAGGUUGUAAGCAGAAUCAGGUGUCAUUGUUUUUAUCUGUAUCCAAUCUAUUAUUCAUAAAAGAUAUAAUACUUCAAAGAAAAUUUCUUUUGGAUUUUCGUUUCCUUCUUUAGCACAGUUAUAUUUGAAUUUUCUUGUA
This is a messenger RNA of Dendrobium catenatum, 2486 nucleotides long. RefSeq names its product F-box/kelch-repeat protein At5g42350-like. The coding region runs from base 481 to 2268 and encodes 595 amino acids. Lineage: Eukaryota; Viridiplantae; Streptophyta; Magnoliopsida; Asparagales; Orchidaceae. Gene Ontology annotation, cellular component: SCF ubiquitin ligase complex. The transcript has 2 exons. Gene Ontology annotation, molecular function: protein binding. The record is from RefSeq and is a predicted model, not a curated record.